CGGCCGGCGGGCGCGGGGCGGCGCUGGGCAGGGAGGGCCGCCGCGGGCGGGCGCUCUGGUCCGUGUUGCGGGGGCUCCAGUUUGCUUUGAUGGCAUCCUGAGGUGCAGGGUCCGGUCCUCGUGGCCUCACACGUCCUGUUUGGCAAUUUUCGGCACAUUGGUGCCUCCAGGAUACUUUCGGCAAUUUUCCAGCCCUGAUCAUCCCUAUUAAUCUCAGAAAACAGCAGCUGAUUGUGGCUGGCAGGGCCGAGAAAAGGAGAGCUGGCUCUGGGAAAGAGGGCCUGACGGGGGCUUUUUGUCUUUUUAGUGCCACCCUACACCAUCGUCUACUUCCCCGUCCGAGGGCGCUGCGAGGCCAUGCGCAUGCUGCUGGCCGACCAGGGCCAGAGCUGGAAGGAGGAGGUGGUCACCAAGGACACCUGGAUGCAGGGCUCCCUCAAGGCCUCCUGUCUGUACGGGCAGCUCCCCAAGUUCCAGGACGGAGACCUGACCCUGUACCAGUCCAACGCCAUCCUGCGCCACCUGGGCCGCUCCCUCGGGCUCUACGGCAAAGACCAGCGGGAGGCGGCGCUGGUGGACAUGGUGAACGACGGGGUGGAGGACCUGCGCAGUCUCUGCAGCCACCUCAUCCACCACAGCUACGAGGAGAGCAAGGCCCAGUACAUCGAGGAGCUGCCGGGGCGCCUGAAGCCUUUCGAGACCCUGCUCUCCCAGAACCGGGGCGGCCAGGCCUUCAUCGUGGGUGACCAGAUCUCCUUCGCCGACUACAACCUGCUGGACUUGCUGCUGAACCACCAGGUCCUGGCCCCCGGCUGCCUGGACUCCCUGCCCCUGCUCUCGGCCUACGUGGCUCGCCUCAGCGCCCGGCCCAAGCUCAAGGCCUUCCUGGACUCCCCCGAGCACGUGAACCGCCCCGUCUUUGGAACCCGAAAGACGACAUGAGCCUGCGUCGCACCCUCGGGAGAGGGGCUGCUCUUGGAAAGCAAUAAAUGCCGGGAGAGGGAA
Molecule: messenger RNA, 1005 nt
Organism: Phyllostomus hastatus (greater spear-nosed bat)
Lineage: Eukaryota; Metazoa; Chordata; Mammalia; Chiroptera; Phyllostomidae
Product: glutathione S-transferase P-like
Exons: 7
Coding region: 358-942 (194 amino acids)
Biological process (GO): glutathione metabolic process
Cellular component (GO): cytosol
Molecular function (GO): glutathione transferase activity
Source: RefSeq, a predicted model, not a curated record